UAUAUAUGUGCCAUCGCCAUCUUUAUCUAGCGAUCACCGUCAUUCAAUCCUCCCCUAAUCUCUUUCUCUGUCUUUUUUUUUUUUUUUUUCCUAAAAGUCUCUCUCAUACCCUUUUCCAAGCUCAAUAAUCAAUAGAGGGACUAAGCCUCUGAAAAUUCAUUUUAGUUCAAAAUAUGCCGCUAAACUUGGCGGGAGGCGGUGCACUUUGUGCCCUGCUUUGUGUCACCGUUUCUCUCUUUGCCUCUGUUUGUGCUGAAGAUCCGUACAGAUUCUUCACCUGGAAUGUCACUUACGGAGACAUUUACCCCCUCGGUGUCCGUCAACAGGGAAUACUCAUAAACGGACAAUUUCCAGGCCCAGAUAUUCACUCCGUUACCAACGACAAUCUCAUUAUCAAUGUCUACAAUAGCUUGAACGACCCUUUUCUCAUCUCCUGGAGUGGCAUUCAGCAGAGGAGGAACUCUUAUGAAGAUGGUGUUUUUGGAACAACAUGCCCAAUCCCUCCCGGUAAAAACUUUACUUACAUUCUUCAAGUGAAGGAUCAAAUUGGGAGCUUCUACUACUUCCCAUCUCUGGCAUUCCACAAAGCUGCUGGUGGAUUUGGAGGGAUCAGGAUCCUUAGCAGGCCUAGAAUUCCUGUCCCUUUCCCAGACCCGGCCGGUGACUACACCAUUCUUAUCGGAGAUUGGUACAAGUCCAAUCACACCACUUUGAAGGCUCAUCUUGAUCGUGGUAAGAGGCUACCGUUUCCUGAUGGAAUCCUGAUCAAUGGUCGCGGACCCAAUGGUUAUACUUUAACUGUUGAACAAGGAAAAACUUACAGGCUUAGAAUCUCAAAUGUUGGGUUGCAAAACUCCCUCAACUUCCGCAUUCAAAACCACAAAUUGAAGCUGGUAGAAGUAGAAGGAACACACACCCUACAAACUACAUACUCCUCGCUGGAUGUACACGUGGGCCAAUCGUAUUCCGUUCUGCUGACAGCGGAUCAACCUGGCGAAGACUACUAUAUCGUGGUUUCCUCUCGUUUCACCUCUCAGGUCCUCACCACUACUGGCUAUCUUCACUACACCAACUCUGCUGGCCGUGUAACUGGCCCACCACCUGGUGGACCUACCAUCCAGAUUGACUGGUCCCUAAACCAGGCCCGCUCCAUCAGGACUAACCUCACAGCAAGUGGACCAAGGCCGAACCCGCAAGGCUCGUACCACUACGGUCUCAUUAACCUGACCAAAACCUACGUCCUGGCUAACUCCGCUGGCCAAGUCAACGGCAAGCAGAGGUACGGAGUUAACAGUGUAUCCUUCGUUGCACCAGACACUCCUCUUAAGCUCGCGGAUUUCUUUAAAAUUGGAGGAGUUUUCCGCGUCGGAAGCAUUUCCGACCGGCCUACGGGCGGUGGAUUAUACACCGACACAUCAGUUCUUGGCGCCGAUUACAGAGCUUUUGUCGAAUUUGUGUUCCAAAACAACGAAGACAUAGUUCAGAGCUGGCAUUUUGACGGUUACUCUUUCUUCGUGGUUGGAAUGGAUGGAGGGCAAUGGACACCUGCCAGUAGGAAUUCUUACAAUCUCCGAGACGCAGUUUCACGUAGCACCACUCAGGUGUAUCCCAAGUCAUGGACUGCCAUACACGUGGCUCUUGAUAACGUUGGGAUGUGGAACUUGAGGUCUGAGUUUUGGGCACGACAGUAUCUGGGUCAACAACUAUAUGUGCGUGUAUACACAGACUCGUCUUCACUGAGGGAUGAGUACCCAAUUCCUAAGAAUGCACUUCUUUGUGGUAGGGCAAGUGGACAUCACACACGGCCUCUCUAAGGGACACCAAAGUCCAAAACUUGAACUAGUUGGGUAGGGAAAGGCCUAUCUAGCUUAGUUAAUGAAGAGUAGAGUAUUGUUUGCUUUCUAAUUUUAUCAUUGGGGUGCUUUUAUUAUAUAUUUAUAUUAAGAUUAAUUAUAAUGUGGAAUGGGGAGAUGUACCAGCAAUAUAACUUUUUUUUAAGGAUCUCAGCUCGAGGUCGCAUUCUUUAUUCUGAACAGAUUGUAUUCCCUUGGUUAUUUGUUUUUUCAUAAUUAAUUAUGAUAAGCUAAGGUAACUUCCAAGUUGCCAUUCUCA
Molecule: messenger RNA, 2112 nt
Organism: Ziziphus jujuba (common jujube)
Lineage: Eukaryota; Viridiplantae; Streptophyta; Magnoliopsida; Rosales; Rhamnaceae
Product: L-ascorbate oxidase homolog
Exons: 8
Coding region: 174-1814 (546 amino acids)
Molecular function (GO): oxidoreductase activity; copper ion binding
Source: RefSeq, a predicted model, not a curated record